UACAUGUAUAUGCAUAUGUAUACGUAUGUAUGUAUGUAUGUAUGUAUGUAUGUAUGUAUGUAUGUAUGUAUGUAUGUAUGUAUGUAUGUAGGUAUGUAUGCAUGUAUAUAAAGAAAGCCAUUGGAGAAAAACAUUACUUACAAACGACAUUACGAACAAGAGUAUCAAGAUUGAAAAUAUAAUUUCUAGCUUCGAACUUUAAAGAUGUCUGCAUUUUUCCUGUUGGUACUGGUACUGAUGCUUGUUAACCCGAGUUAUGUUACCUUAGCAAGACGUAAUUCCUGCCACUACGAAGACACAGUAUGUGAGUUUAGUUUAACCGUUACUCACAAACUACCGAUGACUUAUCAUGGCCAUUCAGUCGAAAUUAUCGACGGCAAACUGUAUUAUUUCCACAAAGGCAAACAUUACAUCGAUGCUGAUGAUGUAUUAACCAUGGAUGGUUAUGAUGAGCAAUGGUUAGCAAUCACUGUAAAUGAAACUAUCCCAGGCCCUACUAUUGAAGUUUUCAUCAACCAGACUGUCAUCAUAAAAGUCACAAAUGAAUUGUGGUCCACUGCUACCAGCUUACAUUGGCAUGGAAUUGACCAAGUAGGAUCUCCAUUUAUGGAUGGUGUUAGCUUUGUUACCCAGUGUCCAAUACAACCAAGUGAGUCGUUCAUUUACAUAUUCAAUACCACUAAGACAGGUACAUAUUUCUACCAUUCUCAUAUCGGAUUACAAAGGAUAAUGGGACUUUAUGGAGCACUUAUUGUACGGGAUAAACCUCCUAUUAUUCAGGAGAAGGUUUUAAUAAUUAGUGAAUACAAUCACUUUUGGAAUGCGAAUAAAGCAUGGAUGAAAACAAUCUAUUCCAGUGCAUUACAUGGGAAAAAAACGCCCGAUUUAAGAACAUAUGAUGGAACGUAUUUAGGGCAAUUUCUGUAUACAUCUGGUUUAGUAAACGGCAGAGGACGAUAUUAUGACAAACGAGGACAUCACAAUGGGGCACCGUUAUCAAGAUUUAACGUUCAACAAGAUCGAAUGUAUCGAUUCCGAGUUAUUUCCGCAGCCAGUGAAUUGCCUUUUGAAUUUUCAAUUGAUUCCCAUCCUCUUCAGAUUGUAGCGUCUGAUGGAGCAGAUUUGAAAGGAUCUUUUUACGAUUCUGUCAUCAUACAGCCAGGAGAACGAUAUGAUUUCUUCAUAACAACUAACAAAGACAUAAAAAAUUAUUGGAUUCGAGGUAAAACGUUAACAGAGAAUCUAAAUCAAACAUUCGAAGCCAUAUUAUCAUACGAAGGAGCCUCAGAUACAGAUCCGACCAGCAGAAGCAAAAACUGUAGUCGUACAGUCUGUGAUGUCCUCAACUGUCCAUUUAUGUAUUUUCCAGUAAAAUAUAAUAAAAGAUGCCAUUCCAUUUCUGGUCUCCGUUCGCCUAAAGUUCAAAAUGUACCAAAGUAUGAAGAGCACCAUUGGGAAGAAUAUUUUCUUAAUUUCGCUUUUCCUAAUGGUACAGCUUCCGUGAAUGGACGAAGUUUUCUUUAUCCUCAUGUCAACCCAUUGCUCCAACCAAAUGAAGUAAAAACAUUGUGCAAAGAAACUGAAUGUGGUCCUGGAAAAACUUGCUCAUGCACGCAUUCAAUAACGUUAUCAAAUGGUAAUAAUGUUCAACUAGUUUUAACAAAUAUGCACAGACUUUAUGGAGUUUCUCACCCUAUACAUUUACACGGCCAUUCUUUUCAUGUGGUGAAAAUGGGUUUUCCUACCUAUAACAAAACAACAGGAAAAUUAAUUUCAAUUAAUAAGGAUAUCAUGUGUUACGGUGACACGGGGUAUGAAUAUUGUAAUAAUCCAGUCUGGCGAAAUAAGACAUGGAAAGGAGACAAUAUACCCGGAUUGAAUUUAGUAAACCCUCCCUUAAAGGAUACUGUAACAUUACCCUCAGGUGGUUACGUUGUUGUCAGACUGAAAGCCAAUAAUCCUGGCUUAUGGUUUAUGCAUUGCCACAUGGCAUUUCAUACCUUUGAAGGAAUGGCUCUGGUAGUAAACGAAUCAUUUACAGACAUACCGACUUGGAAAUACCCCUUGCCUAAAUGUCGAAGCGUAAAUUUACAUGGACAUUUUUUUUCUAAAGGGGCAGAUUAAAUACUUUUAAGAAACUGUCGUAGUCUUUGAAGAGCAUAUAUUAAUAUACGAAAGUGAGAGAGAGAGAGGGGGGCAGGGAGAAAAUUUAUAUACGGGUUUGUGAGGUGUCUAUGUAUGUAUUUGUGUAUGAGAGAGAUCAUGUGUUUGUGUGCGUGUGUAAUAUCUGUAGGCAUGUGUGUAUGUAUAUAUAUAUAUAUGUAUGCCCAUAUAUACAUAUACAUAUAUACAUAUACAGUGUGUGUGAAGGAGUGAGAAGAUGUGGGUACGCGUGCGUGAUUUUUGUAAAGAUAUAUAUAUAUAUAUAUAUACAUAUUUAUAUAUAAAUACAAAAUGGGACAAGAACGCAAAACACCUGGACAGUUAGGUGAUAUAAAAGGGACAACAAAACAUCCAGAUAGACGAUACAAAGAAAACAAGGACUGGUCAUUCGAAGUUUUCUUUUUAGUAUACCAAGGAACUAGAACAGUUUUCCCUCCAUUAUCAGAUGGAUGACAAUGGAUAAAAGGUUCGAAAUAGCUGCAUAACUCAACUUUGAAGAAACGUUUAUAAAUGACCGCUGGGAAAAGGCAUUUGCUUGCUUCAUUUGAACAAUUGAAACCGUUUUGGGCAAUUAAAUUUACAAUGUUCUUUUCAUAAUAUUGCUAAAUUGUUAUUAUAUAUUAUUUACGAGUGGCUGCCAAAACGUUACUGCUUUUGGCAAAAGAAAAUACCACUGGAUCAGUUAUGAUUUUCUUCAACAUAUUCCGCUCUCAAAUUCACACACUUGUUGCAGUGAUCCUUCAGUUAUUCCAAGACCUCUAAAACUCGGAGGUUUGGGCCUCCUAUCAGGUUUUUCACGAUACGCUUAAAUUCAGGAACUUCUCAGCAUCCUUUCGUAUAAUAUAAUUUUUAUUUGUCAUGUUUUUCUCAACUUUAUACUGUUAUAAUAACUCACCCGAUGUAAAAUUCUGUUAGCAUUUUUUAAAUAUUUUUGUCUAAGUAAUGUCCCGCUUUUAUGUCCUUGGAGAAAAUAAAGAAAUUAUAACUUGAAACCAUUA
Messenger RNA from Octopus sinensis (East Asian common octopus), 3161 nucleotides. Its product is annotated as laccase-2-like. Gene Ontology annotation, cellular component: plasma membrane. Bases 205 to 2124 code for a protein of 639 amino acids. Gene Ontology annotation, molecular function: copper ion binding; oxidoreductase activity. The record is from RefSeq and is a predicted model, not a curated record. Gene Ontology annotation, biological process: iron ion transport. Lineage: Eukaryota; Metazoa; Mollusca; Cephalopoda; Octopoda; Octopodidae. The transcript is spliced from 2 exons.